AUGACCCAAGUCCUACAGAACGCCGGCGACUUUACCACCUCGACGCUGGGCAAGGCCACCAGCGGCCUGUCGGGCAUCACCGGCGGCGGCGGCAAGGGCGGCAGCGGCGUCGACAAGUCCAAACAGCCCCCCGUCGACACCCCCACCGACGAGACGGUGCAGUUCGACAAGCGCGCCGGAGACAGGGCCGCCGAGAUCGCCAGACAGGAGAAGGAAAAGGUCGACCAGGCCGGCGACGACGGCUGGGAGGUGACCGAGGGCGCCGGCAAGAAGGGCGACGAGGCCGCCUCUGGCCAGCCCAGCGACCAGAGCGGCGGAGGUCUGCUCGGCGGCGUCGGCAAGACUGUUGGCGGGGUGACCGACACUGUCGGCAAGACUGCCCAGGGCGCCACUGGGGCCGUCGGCAGCACCGUCAAGGGAGCGACCGAUACCGUCGGCAAGACCGUCGAGGGUGCCACCGGCGGCGCUGGCGAGACUGCCGGCGGCCUCGGCAAGACCGUCAGCGGCGUGACCGACACCGUUGGCGACACUGCCAAGGGAGCCACGGACGCUGUCGGCAGCACGGCCAAGGGUGCCACGGACACCGUCGGUAACACCGUCGAAGGCGUCACGGGCGGUGCCGAAGAGGCUGCCGGAGGCGCGACGGACGCUGUCGGUAAGACCACCGAAGGCGCGACGGGCGCUCUCGGCGAGACCGCUGGCGGCGCGGGCAAGACCGUUGGCGAUGCCACCGACGCUGUCGGCGAGACUGCUGAAGGCGCGGCGGACACCGCCGGCAACGCCGUUGGCGACGUCUCUGACGCAGCUGGCGAGACAGUCGAGGGCGUCACCGACUCCGCUGGCAAGACGGUCGAGGGCACCACCAAGGACGCGAGCGAGACGGCUGAAGGAGCCGUCGACGCCGUCGACAAGACCGCGGAGGACGCCACCGGCACCGCCGGCGAGGUCGCUGAGGGCGCGACCGACGAGGCCGGCGAGACCACCGAGGGCAUCACGGGCGCCGUCGGCGAGACUGCAGAGGGAGUCACCGACGAGGCCAAAGGAGAGGCCGAGGGCGUCACCGGCACGGGCGACGAGACCGUCGAAGGCGCCCAGCAGGGUGUCCCCGGACAAGGCGAGGACAAGGAGGGCGAGGGCGAGGGAGAGAAGGAGGGCGACGAAGCUGCGGGAGAGGAGCAAGGCGAGCUGGAAGGCGACGCCACCGAGGGCGACAAGAAGCUCGAGGGCGAGGGUGAGGGCGAGGGCGAGGGCGAGGGCGAGGGCGAGGGCGAGGGCGAAGGCGAGGGCGAGGGCGAAGGCGAAGGAGACAAGCCCGCGACGGACCCCGAGGACCCCGAGGCCGAGCCCAAGGACGAACGCACGCCCGAGCAGGCCAUCGCGGACUACAAGGCCGAGCAGCAGCGCCUGCAGGACGAAGAGGACAAGGCCAAGCGCGCCGAGGCCGACGAGGCGGCCGCCAAGACCAAGGCCGAGGAGGAUGAGCAGGCCAAGAAGGACGCCGAGCUGGCCAACCAGAUUGCGGACCACGUCGAGAACUGCAUCGAGAGGAUCAAGCCGGUGCUCAAGCUGAUCAAGGAGCACCUGGACAAGGCGGACCGCGACAAGAAGAACGACGCGCUCGACGAGGACAAGGUGAUCGACACGGUCAAGCCGCUGAUUGAGCAGGCGACGGCGAUGCUGCAGGAGUGCUACGGUGGCAUCAAGGGCCUCGACCCCUCGGGCAAGCUGGCCAAGCGCGCCCAGGCCAGGUCGAGCUCGCGCAAGGCGACCGACGAGGAGUACCGCCUGGCCGACCUGCUCAAGGAUCUCAGCGAAAACGUCACCAAGACGGUCGACGACGCCCGGCGCAGGCUCGACGACAUGCCCAAGGCCAAAAAGAACCUCGGCCCGCUCCUCGACCUGCUCCAGGACCCGCUCUUCCAGAUCCUCAGCGCCGUCGGCCUCCUCCUCAACGGCGUCCUCUCGCUCCUCGGCAACCUCCUCCACGGCCUCGGCCUCGGCGGCAUCGUAAAGGGCCUCCUCGGCGGCCUCGGCCUCGACAAGAUCCUCAACAACCUCGGCCUGGGCAAGCUCCUCGGCGGCAGCAAGUGA
Messenger RNA from Pseudozyma flocculosa PF-1, 2091 nucleotides. RefSeq lists its product as uncharacterized. The transcript has a single exon. The coding region runs from base 1 to 2091 and encodes 696 amino acids. The record is from RefSeq and is a predicted model, not a curated record. NCBI's taxonomy places the organism in Eukaryota, Fungi, Basidiomycota, Ustilaginomycetes, Ustilaginales, Ustilaginaceae.